Messenger RNA from Schistocerca piceifrons (Central American locust), 1112 nucleotides. RefSeq names its product sulfotransferase 1C4. The record is from RefSeq and is a predicted model, not a curated record. Gene Ontology annotation, molecular function: sulfotransferase activity. Gene Ontology annotation, biological process: sulfation. The transcript has 7 exons. Gene Ontology annotation, cellular component: cytoplasm. Bases 75 to 1112 code for a protein of 345 amino acids. NCBI's taxonomy places the organism in Eukaryota, Metazoa, Arthropoda, Insecta, Orthoptera, Acrididae.
GUCAUCAGUGUGAUGGAAAGUUGGGUAGACUGUGCUGCAGUUGUUUAUAUCUCUUAAGGUCUUAAAUCCCCAAAAUGUCUACAGCAUUUCCAUUGUCUAUUAAAUAUGUGAGCCCGGAUAUAAACAAACAGUUAUUAGAAGAUUUUACAGGGGAAAGAACUGGUUUUGUGCAAGUAGGUGAUGACCAGUGGUUUUUCCCAAGCAAGUAUGCAUCUGAAGGAGUUAAUUUCUACAAUUUCAGUGUACGGAAAGAUGACACGUGGGUGGUAACAUUUCCUAGAUCAGGAACAACAUGGACACAAGAAUUAGUCUGGUUGAUAGCAAAUGAUCUUGACUAUGAUACAGCUACCAAAAUUCCUCUGAUUGACAGAUUUCCUUUCCUUGAAUUUAGCGUAUUUGUGCAUGAUGAAGUGAAGAAGGAGCUUCUUAAACAGUCUGAAGGCAAUCCAGAAAAACAGGCCCUAAUAGAAAAACUCAGUAAGCCAGGAUAUGAAGUCCUUAGUGAAAUGCCUUCACCCCGCUUCAUCAAAACACAUUUUCCAUUUAGUCUCUUGCCACAAAAUCUUUUAGAAGAAGGAUGCAAGGUGAUCUAUGUUGCAAGAAAUCCAAAAGAUGUUGCUGUAUCCUUUUAUCAUCUAAAUAGACUCUUCCGUACACAAGGAUAUCGAGGGGAUUUUAAAAAGUAUUGGGACUACUUUGAAAAAAAUCUCCAUCCAUGGACACCUUAUUGGACACAUGUCACUGAAGGAUGGAAGAGGAGGGAACACCCGAAUUUGCUGUUUUUGUUUUAUGAGGAAAUGAAUAAGGACAUUUCAGAAACUGUUGAAAGAGUGGCAGACUUUCUUGGGAAAUCUCUAACUGAUGAACAGGUAUCAGAGCUCACAUCAUAUUUGCAUAUAAAUAAUUUCCGUAAAAACACAGCAGUCAACAUGGAUCAGCUGAAAGACAUUGGACUGCUGCAGAAUGGAGAGCAGGAUUUUAUAAGGAAAGGUCAAAAUGGUUCAUGGAUUGAUGAGUUCACACCUGAGUUGGAUAAAAGGGCAAAUGAAUGGAUAAAAGAAAAUUUGAAACACACUGACCUCAGAUUUCCUGUAAAACUUGUAGAAGAAUAA